Molecule: messenger RNA, 4320 nt
Organism: Zalophus californianus (California sea lion)
Lineage: Eukaryota; Metazoa; Chordata; Mammalia; Carnivora; Otariidae
Gene: CCDC7
Product: coiled-coil domain containing 7
Exons: 35
Coding region: 296-3700 (1134 amino acids)
Source: RefSeq, a predicted model, not a curated record
GUCAACCGCCUGCCCUGCCGCUGUGCGCCUCGCCCCGGUGGUUACUGCCGCCUCAGGGCGCAGAGGCCCGGCCUUUCGGCCCAAAUGUCAGUUUGUAAAAUAGCAGGGCUGGAGUCUGCAGGGUUUGCAAGCUCCCGCCUUGUAGGAAGUCCGGGAGGCUGGGAAUUUCCAACUGUUUCACCUUAGAGCCCUCUUCGCCCAGGCAAAACCACUCAGGAGCCUGGCUUCCCACAGCCUCGGCAGGGAGGAAUACAAUUUUUUCAUCUAUAAUUUGGAAGCAAAGUAAAAUAACAAAAUGAAGCCAGCAAAACAUCUGUUAGCCUCUAGUAAUAAAUCGGCAAAUGUUCCAGAAUUCACUUACAAAAAAGGACUAUUGAAUUUACCAUUGUCACCUAAAUCAAAGGAAAAACAUAGUACAAAAUUAGUACGUGAUAAACUUGAAACAAUGGCCUUAGGAUCUCCACCAAGAGGGGAAUCCAUCGUAAGGUAUGCUUUGCCCAUUCCAUCAAGUAAGACAAAGGAGUUCAUAGCAGAAGAUGAAUUGAUCAGGAAAAUUACCAAUCAUCUGAAGAUGAUUGUUUCUACUUUGGAAGAAACCUAUGGAUUUAGCAUUCAAAAUGGAGAAAAAUCAGUUGUGAAGCCUGAACCUGAGGAAUUAACUUUAUCGGUUGGGGAUGAUCUGAAUUCAUUCUUGAGAUGUUGUUCACAAUUUGCUGCUCAGUUAGAAGAAGCAGCUAAGGAAGAACAUAAUAUUUUGGAAUCUCUUUUUAAGUGGUUUCAGCAACAGGUCAAUCAGAUGGAAGAGAUAAGUAAAGAUCAAACUUUUUUAGAGGUAGAGUUUCCAGCACCUGACAAAACCUUAAACAUUGCACAAGUAGUAAAACAGGUGCAAAAAAUAGAAGCACGGAAAAAUCACCUUAAACAACAGUCUAAAUACUCCUCGAGGACCACAUUGUCUAAAGCCAAGGAUAGUGAAAAUUCACCAGGAGCAGUACAUAGUUACGAAGCUGUACAGCAGAUAAUUGAAGAAUUCAUAAAAACCCACUCAACUGAAGAAUUUAUAGAUGUUUCUGCAACUGAUCCACAAACUGCUUAUUCACUGAUGAAGCAAGUGGAUGUCAUGUUGAAAAUAUUUGAAAAACAUUCAAAUAUGUUGGAGAGAGCUGUGAGUGAUCAGGGUUUGUUAGAGGCUAAAUUCAAACAAAUGGAAAGUGAUUUUCAAGUCUUAUUAGAGGAGAAAUUGAGGCUGGAAAAUGAAUUACUAAAGCUGAAGAAUACUGAGAAAACAAAGUCAAUGUAUGAUAGGACAAAGAAAACUAUAAAAACUGAGAAGAAAAAAGACAAAGGAAAACCUGAGGAUUCAGAAGAGAAGAAGUCUCUAGUCAAAGACCUUAAAAUAAAAGGAGAUUUGCUUCAAGUCCAGAAAGUAGCACAUGCUCUGGAAAUUGAGAACAAAGUCCUUCAGGAACAACUGAAACAGGCUCUCCAGGAAGCUGAAAGAGCAAAGCAUCAACUUGACUAUUUCCUAAAUCAAGGGAAAGAAUUACUUAAAAGUGAAGGGAAGACCAAGACAACAAUGGAAAUGGGUAUUAGUAAAAUAAAAGUUGAAGAUUCAAAAGAUAUACCAUUGGGGAGAAGAAGAAGGAAAUCACUAGUUACAGAUUCAGGUGGACAAAAGACAAAUUCUAAAAUCCAAGAACAUCCCCAGAUCUCAAGUGUCCCAAAUGGAAGCCCAACUGACAAAAGCUCAGAGAAGAAAAGAGCUAGCUCUGCUCUUCCAGAUCUUUCACAGAUCCUACAGUCUCAAGAUGGAUCAGCUUUUUUAAGGAGUUCAAAUGAAGUUUCAGCUAAUAAAGACCUACCCCAUAUACUUCCAUUAAAGACCCAGGAUAAAUCCUUAACAAGACUAUUAUCAAACGAAGAGAUUGGAGACUUACUGUCUGUCAAAACAUCACUUCAAGGGGAUGGAACAACAACAGUGUCACUCAUUUCACAUCCUUUUCUUACCAGAAAAAAGCCAAUGGGUAGUGAUAUCUCAGAGGCUGCCGUUGGAGAAGAGAAAUUACAAAGUAAGACUGAAAAACAAACUUACCAAGAAGCAAGAGAAUUUCAAGCUCAUUUUGGAGUACCAGAUGAAAAUCUAGUGCUUGUGAGUCAAGAUUCAGUGUCAAAACCCCAAAUGCAAGUAGAGAAACAAAUAACUUACAGAAGGGAAAGAUGCCAUACUUAUUUUGGUGCCACAGAUGAAAAUCUUAUGUUUGUAAAUCCAGAGUCAGCAUCAAAAUCCCAAGUACAAGUAAAGAAACAAAUAACUUCCAGGGAGGGGAGACGCAAAACAUUUCCUCUUGAAAAGCAAAAAAAUGAUAAGAUAUCACAUAAAAAUCUAUUUCCUGAGGAGAAAGUUUUAUUUUCAAGAAACCAGUUUCAAACUAAGAAACUUGAAGCUACCAGAAACAUGAAUCUUGAUACUGAGAAAAUGGAUGAGAAAGCAGGUGAAAACCUUUCACCUGAAGAUAAUGAAAUUUUAAUCUCAAAAGGCUCAUCUCAAAUUAAGACACUUGGAGCUGCCAGCAAAGAAGGAUUUAGUAAUCAGAAUAUGGAUGAACUCUCAGAUUUUACACUUGAAGAUCUAGAACUCACUUCAGGAUACGAGGAUCAACGUCAAACAAGUGGAGUUAAUCAAUCUCAAAGAUUGAGUGUUAAAAAUGAAGCGGCCUCAGAACUUCCAGAUUCAGCAGAUCUCCCAGCAAUAAAUCCAUCAAUUAGCGAUCUAAUAUAUCAAUUAGAUUUAAAUAAAGUCACAGAAACUAAUAUAGAACACUUGAAAUGUGUUAAUGGAACAUGCAUAUUGGUGGAGGAAAUGAAGAUACAAUCAGAGAGACUUCCUGAGAUGGAUACAGAGCCCCUCCCAGGUGCUACCGGAAGAGGUAUAAUAAAGAAGGAAAUCAAGACACAGUCAAAGAGUCAUCCUGGGACUAAUGUAGAACACUUGACAGAUGCAAUGGGAAGAGACAUAACAAAGGGACAACUCAAGGUACAAUCAGCGAAUCUCCCUGAGAUGGAUACAGAGCCCCUCCCAGGUGCUACUGGAAGAGGUAUAAUAAAGAAGGAAAUCAAGACACAGUCAAAGAGUCAUCCUGAGACUGAUGUAGAACACUUGACAUAUACUGUUGGAGGAGAAACAAUAUUUGAUGAAAUCACAACACAACUUAAAAUUCACCCUGGUGUGAAUUUAUUUAAAAACAAAUAUAUGUCCACAGAACAGCAAGAAGAUUUUUUUACCAGUGACAUCACACCAUUUAAACUCUCAACAAACAGGAUCAGUUUUUCAUCCUUUGACAAUCAAGGAAUGAAUUUAUUUAAAAACAAAAAUAUAUUUUCACAUCAAGACUUACUUCCAAAGAACAUCACAAUGAAUAAAUUCCCAACAAAAGUGAUCAAUUUAUCACCCUUUGACAAUCAAGAAAGAACUUAUGAGUACACUUCACACCAUGUGACUAAACCUCCAAAAGCAAGUCCUAGAACAUCUAGGGCUGGGUCAACCAUUUAUAAAGCCAUCCAGCUUCCUUCACUGAAUAAAGAAACUUCAUGGCAUCCAAAAAAUUAUAUCUCAAAAAAACAUGUUGAACUUACAAAUACUCUGCCUGCUAUGAUCUCUACAACUAGAAAACCUAUCUAUGAAGGUAACAGAGUCUCCUGAAGAUGAGUGACUGCUGCCUAGACACUGUAGAGGGUAAGAAUACAGACCCUGGGGUCCAAACUGCCUGGGUCUGAAUCCGAGCUCUUCCACUAACUAGUCAUGUGUGAACCUGGUCAAGUUACCUAACCCUUCUGUGCCUCCGUUUUCUAAUAUGUGAAAUAAAAAAAAAAGUCCUUGGGAAAGGAAAGAGGAAUUCUAGAUCACCAGCCAGGAGAAUCUGCUCUUAUUGUAACGUUUUAAAUCAGUUUUAGGGACUUACAUGAUUAUAUUAAAAUAUACUAGAAGCAUUUCACGAAAAUUCAGAUAUAAGGAAAUCCUGACCACUACUAAUAAAAGAAAAAAUAAUAAAUUUUCAUUCAGGUAAAACGUACAUUCACCAAAACAGAUUAUCCUAUGUAAUCAGUGAAUAGGAAAAGCAAGCCUUAUUGCAACCUUGAAAUUUUCAACUAAAUUUUUAUUUAGAACUGUAAAUAGGACUUUCUCUUUAAAGUCUAUGUUGUCUUUUUUAAAAAAAAAGUUCAGGGGCGCCUGGGUGGCUCAGAUGGUUAAGCAUCUGCCUUCAGCUCAGGUUGUGAUCCCGGGGUCCUGGGAUGGAGCCCCACGUCCAGCUCCUGGCUCAG